Nilaparvata lugens (brown planthopper) is the source of this 4087-nucleotide messenger RNA. RefSeq names its product glucose-6-phosphate 1-dehydrogenase. The transcript has 10 exons. Bases 296 to 1849 code for a protein of 517 amino acids. NCBI's taxonomy places the organism in Eukaryota, Metazoa, Arthropoda, Insecta, Hemiptera, Delphacidae. Gene Ontology annotation, cellular component: cytosol. Gene Ontology annotation, molecular function: glucose-6-phosphate dehydrogenase activity; NADP binding. The record is from RefSeq and is a predicted model, not a curated record. Gene Ontology annotation, biological process: pentose-phosphate shunt, oxidative branch; glucose metabolic process.
AUCUUGAUUCCGUUCUUGUAGUUGUACUACUUUUCCACUAUCCACGACUGUCAGAAUCAGAACCAGAACCUGUACUGUUCUACUAUUGUAAUCUGUAAUUACAGAGUAUUGUUUCUUUUAUGUGUCAGUCUCAUUCAUUGUAAUCAGAGUAUUAAAAUUUAAUUUCAGUAAUAAAACAUCUAGUACGGUAUAAACACUGACAUACGAUAUGACUGCAUUCUGAUAGCUUUGAAUUAAUUUAUUAUUGUAUUUUAAUAAGUGUUCUAAAUCAACCUAAUAAUAUUAAUAUUUGACCAUGGCUGUCAACAAUAAUGGAAGCUCCGAUUGUCUGAGCUUGAUUAGGCAAUCCCUCCGGUCUCCUAAUAUGGAAAUUCAGGGCACUCACUUCGACGGAAACCUUACGCAUAUCUUUGUAACUUUUGGUGCGUCUGGAGACUUGGCCAAGAAGAAAACAUAUCCAACACUUUGGUGGCUAUUCAGAGAUAACUUGCUCCCAACAAAUGUCUACUUCUACGGCUAUGCACGGACAAAAAUGUCUGUUGAGGAUCUUAGAUCAAAAUGUCAUCAAUAUAUGAAAGUGAAACCGGAAGAGGAGGAAAGAUAUGAGGAGUUUUGGAAGUUGAACUAUUAUUAUCCGGGUAGCUAUGAUUCGAGAAAAGAUUUUGAAAUGUUCAAUCAAGAAAUUUCCAAAAAAGAACCAAGGACUGGUGCAAAUAGACUGUUCUAUCUUGCAUUACCACCAUCUGUGUUUGAUGUUGUAACCGUCCAUCUACGAAACACAUGUCUUUCAACCACUGGGUGGACAAGAAUCAUUGUAGAAAAACCUUUUGGAAAGGAUGCGGUGUCCUCUGAACGUCUCUCAGAGCACCUGGGAUCGUUGUUCAAAGAAGAGCAGAUCUAUCGAAUUGAUCAUUAUCUUGGGAAAGAGAUGGUGCAGAAUCUGAUGACUUUGAGGUUUGCCAACCGAAUUUUCAGCCCCACUUGGAAUCGAGACAGUAUCGCCUCUGUUCUUAUCACUUUCAAAGAACCAUUUGGAACUCAAGGAAGAGGUGGAUACUUCGACGAGUUUGGUAUCAUUAGAGAUGUUAUGCAGAACCAUCUGAUACAAAUAUUGAGUCUGGCUGCCAUGGAAAAACCAGCUAGCAUUCAUCCAGAUGACAUUAGGAAUGAAAAAGUGAAAGUGUUGAAAUGCAUUCCACCCGUGGACUUGGAUGACGUUGUUCUGGGCCAAUACGUUGGUGAUGCGAAUGGUGAGGGGGAUGCUAAGAUGGGAUAUUUGGACGACCCGACUGUGCCCAGGGGAUCCAACACGCCAACUUAUUGCAUGGCCGCAUUGAACAUCAACAAUGAACGGUGGGAUGGAGUUCCAUUCAUUCUUCGUUGCGGAAAAGCACUGAAUGAAAGAAAAGCCGAAGUGAGAAUACAAUACAAGGACGUUCCUGGAGAUAUAUUUGAUGACAAGGCGAAAAGAAACGAACUAGUUAUGAGAGUGCAGCCAGGAGAAGCGGUUUACAUCAAGAUGAUGACAAAGACACCUGGAAUGACUUUCGAUAUGGAGGAAACUGAAUUGGACCUGACUUAUGGAAGCCGAUACAAGAGUAUCAAGAUGCCUGACGCCUAUGAGCGGCUCAUCCUCGAUGUGUUCUGCGGCUCUCAGAUGCAUUUUGUCAGAUCGGACGAGUUGUCAGAAGCGUGGAGAAUUUUCACUCCUCUACUUCAUAGGAUAGAGAAGGAGAAGAUCGCACCCACCCCUUAUGUUUAUGGCUCUCGUGGACCCAAGGAAAGUGAUGACCUUCUCAAGAAGUGUGAUUUCAAGUAUUACGGCUCCUAUAAAUGGGUUCAGAAUUGAAUGCUUUAUUUUGCUUUAUGGCCUGGGGAUACAUUUUUCAUCAACAUAGUAUUUUAAAUGUUUACUACUUAAUUUUGAAAAAUUUUAUCUAUCUUGUGAAACGAUCACAACACAAUUCCUUCUUGUAAAACUAUCUUCGACGAUUCAAUGAAAUUAAUGAAAAUUUUGACAAUUCAGUUGAUAUUCUUGUAGUUGUUAGUUAUUUAUUGAGUUGAAACUCAUGAAAUGUUAAAGUUAUUCUCUCUCUGUUGUGUUCAAACUGUUCUCUAAUUGUUGUUGAUAUUAAAUUGUUAUAUAAAUUUACAUCAUGCUCAAAGCUGAUUCCUAGCAAUAAAAGACAUUGUCCUACUUAAACAUUCCAUUUUAUAAUUAUAGCGUUUUAUGAAUCAUUGUUAAUGGUAGAAUUCUAUAAUUUUUAAAGACAAUUUGUACACUUUCGCCCCUAGAUUAUUUUUAAAUCUACUAAUUCUAACAUUUACUGAACUAAAUGUAUGUUGAAGAUGAAAUUUCCAAUAAAAUGUUAUUUCGUCAUUCGCUCAUUCUAGUUCGAAUAUUUUUACCAAUUCAACUAUCAAUAUAAAUUCGUAUUGGUAUAAAAUGCGGAAGUAUGGCCGUUGAAUAUAGUUAGUGAUAGAAUAACCUCCGUUCAAAAAGAUGUUGCCUAUGAAUAUUGUUACAAUUUGAAAUAUUUAAUAUACAUGAUGAGAAAUAUUCGUUCUUUACUCAUUUCUCUUUUAGAGAAACUUCCUUCAUCAGGUAUUUUGUUAAUAAAAUGACUCAUUUUCAAAAGUUACAUGAUAUUAUAUUAUGUUUGUUAAAGAAGAUAAUAGACUGUAAACCGUUUUGAUUUUGUGUAUGGCUUUUAUUCGUCAGGGGUUUGUUAAUUGGUAAAUUAAUUUUAACGAGCUUGAUUCAUCAUUAAUACUAAUAAAAAACCUGUGGCUUGAAAUUCAAACAGGAAUUCUUCAGGAUUGUGUCGUGUAUUGAUGAAGUUCGCGUUAGCUUACUCAUUUCAACACAAUAGAAAGGAACAUAUCAUGUGAGAAAAAAAUCAAAUUAUUUUGCCGCAAUAAUUAUAGACAGUAUAAAUUUAUUUAAAACAUACAUUAUAAUGUUCAUUAUUAUUCAUACAUUACUACAACCUUUCUUCAAGUAUAUAAUUUAGAGUUUGUGCUUCACUAUCCUAAUAAGAAACGAAUUCUUUGGACAUGAACACUAUGGAAUACAACAACAAUGCACUAACAAUCCAGUAUCCUAAACUUUUUGCUGUCAUUUUGGUUCAAUUGAAGGAAGGUAGGACUAUGCCUCUUUCACCCAAAAUUUUUCUAGAUUGUGCUGAAAUAUUUUUCUCCAUGUAAUGAGUAACUUUCAAUACAAUUUCAAGACCUCCUCCUAUUCUAAAAAAUCGUUGUAUUUUUCACUCUUAAAUUUAUCAUGAGGAUACUUUGGGUACUACUUUUUACUCCUAAAUGGUAAGUAACAUAAUUGAAAUAUUGAAUUAACAACUCGGAUGAGAGUUAUUUUUUUAAUGAGGACUUGUGGAAAAGAGGUAUGGGUUCCAUUAAUGUUCAAUUGGUUAAAUUUAACUCAUGUUAAAUAUUUAUAUUCAUUGUACCUUAUUGAUUAUAAAUUUAAUCUUGUAUAUGGAACUUGAAUAAUUUUGAACUCACAAUUUCGAAGAUUGUCAUUAAAAAUUAUUUACACAUCUCUGAUGCCUAUCGUGAAUGAAUAAAAUUGAGUUAUAUUGGAAGAAAAUGUUGAUGAAAGUAUAAAAGUUGAAUUGAAUUGAUUUAUAUUCUCUAAACAAAUAAUGCUAUUUCUUUCAUUUCCAUUUUGGGUGAGACUGAAAAGAAUAGAAGAAUGAGUAAAUAUAAUUUCUAUUAAUAAUUUAUUUUAAAAUAUACAGUAAUUCAAAUAAUGUAAAAACAAAGUAUCAUGAGACAGAAUGUUUUUGAUUAAUAUUUUUUACAUGAUAAUACUGAAUUAAAGCAAUUAAAGAUUAGCUAAGAGGGAUGGAAAUUGGCACCAACGUUUUUUUUCACUGCAUGAGAUUUAGUUGCAAUAAGAAAAUGAUCAAUUUGUUCGACUUAGAGAAUAAACCAUUAUAAAAUAAAUAAUAAUAUCUUAGCAAUAAUAUUAUAUUAUUUUAUAUUAUAAUUAUACAAUAAAAUAAUUGAAAAAUUUCUCUCUAGAGAUGAAUCCCAUUCCGAGUUCUAGAUAAUUACUCAGCAGUUUCAA